AUGCGCAUGAUGGUUGAGUUACCUGGGAGAGGAAAGGGUCUCAUUGCGCAAAAGGCCAGUCUCGCCGAGCAGGAGUCCACGCUGAAGACGCACGAGUAUGCGUUAUGGCUAAGUCACAUGCUAGAGGAAAGAGCCUCAUUGCGCAAAAAGGUACCAUCCCUCUUCCUCAGACUCGAUAGAUACCUCCACUGGCCCUCCAUCACCCCCAAAACCUUCGAUGCAGGCCAGUACCGCCGCACCGCCACUCCAAACCCUACUCCAAACCCCUUGGCCGAGUUCUUCGACACCACAAACCUUUGA
This is a messenger RNA of Mytilinidion resinicola, 300 nucleotides long. RefSeq lists its product as uncharacterized. The transcript has 2 exons. The record is from RefSeq and is a predicted model, not a curated record. Lineage: Eukaryota; Fungi; Ascomycota; Dothideomycetes; Mytilinidiales; Mytilinidiaceae. The coding region runs from base 1 to 300 and encodes 99 amino acids.